This is a messenger RNA of Struthio camelus australis, 2715 nucleotides long. It is a transcript of the gene LCA5, whose product is annotated as lebercilin LCA5. Gene Ontology annotation, cellular component: axoneme. NCBI's taxonomy places the organism in Eukaryota, Metazoa, Chordata, Aves, Struthioniformes, Struthionidae. The record is from RefSeq and is a predicted model, not a curated record. Gene Ontology annotation, biological process: intraciliary transport.
UCAGGAGACGAGGACUAAGAAGCGGAGCUGUUUUGGCACUAUGGAGAAAAAUGCAUUCUAAACGAUAACUACUGCUUACUAAAACGAACUGCAAAGAUCAUGCUUUGAAGAUGAGGAUGAUAAACACAAGGAAAUAAUGCAGCUGCUGCCAUUGUGACUCGUAAAAGGUCCUUCACGUCAAAAUGAACAGCCUUUGAGGAAAAAUCUGGAAAACAGCUAAAUCUAAAAAUGGGAGAAAGAGUAAGGAGCCCAGAUUCUGAACAUGACAGAAAAUCGGAUGAAGAUAAAAAUAGUGAUUCCUAUUAUUCAGAUGAAGAUAAUGCAUCUCAUUCAUCUGGUCGGUCACCAACGUUAAGCUGUCAGUCCACACACCAGGGGAAAAAAGAUCACAAAACACAGACUUCAGACAGUCUUGUGCAGUACCAAGCCACAAAGAAACUGGAUUCCAAAUAUGCACCAAGCAAAAGAGGGACACGAUGGGGUUUCCGUUCCCAGAGCCUCACUAGGGAUUCUCCUGCAAAAGAUAUAGAUCUUGUUACAAAAAGAGUUCUUUCUGCUAGGCUGCUGAAAAUCAAUGAGCUUCGAAACGAGCUGACUGAACUCCACAUCAAACUAGAUGAGCUGCAGAAAGAAAACAGGGCGCUGAAGAGGCUUCAGCAUAGGCAGGAGAAAGCCUUGAAUAAGUUUGAAGAUACAGAAAAUGAAAUCUCUCAGCUGCUUGCUCGACACAACAAUGAGAUUAGAAUAUUAAGGGAGCGCUUACGAAAAUCUCAAGAGAGAGAACGUGCCACUGAGAGAAGACUGAAAGAUUCAGAAGAUGAACUGUACAGAACAAAAACUGUCUUGCAGAAACUGAAAAAGCUGUCUGCAGAUAAGCACCUCGCUGAAAGAGAUGACCUGGCAAAGAAAUUAGCGUAUGCAGAGAACAGACUAGAGGACACUGAAAAAAGAAUUAAGGAUCUGGAAAAAAAUCUUGAGUUAAGUAGUAGCAGUUUUCAGCGACAGUUACUUUCCGAGAAGAAAAAGGUACAUGAAGCUCAUGAAGAAAACAGAAUUCUCCAAGAAGAGAUGCAUCAGUUAAAUCAGAGGCUAAAGGAAAAGGAAAGAGAACUUGAAGCAAAAAAUAUAUAUGCUAAUCGUAUGUUGAAGCUAUCGCCAAGAAAAGACAUGGAUGUUAUACAAAGAAAAAAAGCCAACAACCAAAAUAUUAAAAAAGGAGCACAGCUCACAAAAGGAGUACAGACCAGUGGAUACUUCUCACCAGUAGAAUUUCCUCCAGAAUCAGAACUUGUUUGUGAUGAGGCAAUAAAUAAGAAAGAAGGGGUUCUUCUCAGAAUAGAAAAAGAAACUCAAGACAAAGAAUUGAAAGAGCAAGCAGAUCUCCUGAGACAAGACCAAGACGGGGAAAGGGAAGAGAAACUGAAACAUGUUCAGGAACUACAGGCUUUAGAAGGCAGGGUUCAAAAACUACAUGAUGAGUUGGAAAGGGAAGAAUAUGACAAAAUGAAAAAAGAAAAUGGCUUUUUAUUGGAUAAAGAAGAAAAAACAAAGAUGGAGGCAGAAAUACCCAAACCUGAAAUAGAGAGAGAAAGCACUGAAAUGCUGGAAGAACGACAAAAAAAAGAGUUGCUGCUUGCUAAAAUGUAUGAAAUUGACAGGGAAACUCAAAAUGUGAUGAACAUGAAACUUGCUUCCCACGCACCGCAUACGAAUACAGCAAGAAAAUCUGACUCCGUAGAGAAAAAAGAGAAAGCUAACCAAUUAUUUGAGAUUCCAGAUAAGGUUAUUAAUGGAUUUCCCCAAUACGAUGGCCAGGAUGAUGCCACAAGAACACAAGGGCAGAAGCAGAGAAAUGCAAGGACCGCAGAUUCAAGUAGUGAGUUAACAUUUGGUAGUUAUGUACCUUCCUUUGGAAAAGGAUCGGGGAGACUGAGUUGGCUUAAUCAAAAAAGUGACCGCUUAGAAGAAAAUGUUAAGGAAAACGUAGAUUUCAGCAGUAAGAAAGAAAAGAAGUCCAAUUUAAUGGAACAGCUCUUUGGAAGCAGUGCCAAUUCCAUCCUUCCUUCUAAAAGUAAUGAUACAACACUUUUCGACAUAGAUUGGGAUCCUAGUAAUAGUCCUCCUGUCAACAAAAACAGUAAAAUCAAAGCAAAAGGGGACAGUGAGCUUUUCGGAGAAGAAAGAAACCUAAACAGACACCGAUUGCAACACCCUACAAGCAAGCCAGCAGUUAAGGCCAUUGGUUCUUUAGAAGACGAAAUUGAAGAAGUAAUCUUACAAUGACCGUAUUUUUAAAUUUGUCAUAUGUAAAUACUAAAAAAAAAAAAAUAUUUUCAUACAAUAUUUAUUAGAUACAGAUUUGAAAAAAUUCAGAUAUAUUGUAAAGCCUUAUGAAGGAAUGAGUUAUAUAAAUGGGUAUAUGUGCAGAGGAACGAUGCACUCUGAUAGAACAGCAUGACCUAACCCCAUCUGCAGUAUAUUUCUUUUCAAAUAGGAUAUCCAAAUAGAGACCUCAGAGAUUAGGUAGUGUCUAUCGGGCCAUGAUGCAGUGGUUUGGGAUUUCAGAGAGACAUUUGCCCUGUUCUGGGAGAGACGCAGGUAGGAAAGGAAGGAGUCUUAGAGUCUUACACCCACUCUUCCUUCAGUUUCCUGCACUCACCCUUCCCUCUCACUCUGUCUCCCUCCUUUCUUUCUUUCUUUCUUUCUCUCUCUCUC